UCCUUGAUAUCUUAAUACACUUGGCACUGGCAAUUGUGAUGUGCUCAAAUCAUGAGUUUAUAAACAGAUUUAUCACAAAAAGGAGAAAAUAAAAACUAGCCAGAAGCGAAACAUUAUUAUAGAGAGCUUUCAAAAUUUGUUGACGUAUUAUUUUAGCAUGCCCUCCAAUAUACACUAUGUAAAUAAUCAAUAAAAAUUAUCCCAUCCAGUAUUAGUACAUCACUUACAGGAAGAAUCUCAAGCUGAUGGUAGCAUUUUCUACUUUUAGGACGAGGUUUAAAAAUACAGGUGAUAGGAGAGAGCCAUCAUUAUAUCCUCCAUUAUUUAUAUUAGAAUUGAGAAACUAUUUUAACCACUUCCUAGUGCAAAUAAUGGGUAUGAUCCAGUGAUUC
Molecule: messenger RNA, 392 nt
Organism: Paramecium octaurelia
Lineage: Eukaryota; Ciliophora; Oligohymenophorea; Peniculida; Parameciidae
Source: the annotation of a GenBank genome assembly